This is a messenger RNA of Zasmidium cellare ATCC 36951, 711 nucleotides long. RefSeq lists its product as uncharacterized. The transcript is spliced from 3 exons. Gene Ontology annotation, cellular component: nucleus; cytoplasm. NCBI's taxonomy places the organism in Eukaryota, Fungi, Ascomycota, Dothideomycetes, Mycosphaerellales, Mycosphaerellaceae. Bases 1 to 711 code for a protein of 236 amino acids. The record is from RefSeq and is a predicted model, not a curated record.
AUGAAGUUCCUUUGCUUGCAUGGAAUGGGAACAAGUGGUGCCAUACUUCAAGCGCAAACUCGCCACCUCCGCUCCAAACUUCCAGACGACUGGUUAUUCGACUUCGUAGACGGAGAGGUCGACUGCAACGCGGCGAAAGAAGUGAAGAACCUCUUCCCAGCCCCAUACUACUGCUAUUAUCGCCUGCCGACCUUCGAAAAUGUCCAGGAAGCACACGAACUCCUCGACGACUUGAUCGAAGACGAAGGAUUCGACGCCCUGCUGGGCUUUUCGCAGGGUUCUGCGUUGGCUGCAUCGUACUUGCUCCACCGCCAGGAAGCACAUGCUGGCAGCGUGCCGCCGGUCAAGUUGGCUGUCUUCAUCAGUGCAAGCCUGCCUUUCUCCAUCGACAAUCUACAUGGCAAAGCGGUGCAGGAGCGGGACUUUCCCAUUGCGCGCCCAGAGUCGUAUCUGGAGAGACCUCCGUUGAUGCAGGAGGAUGAGGUCCUGGCGAGGCGUUGGACGCCUGAUCGAGAUUCAGCUCGCCUGCGAUUACCCACUGUCCACGUCUUUGGCAAGCAGGACGAUUAUCACGCACAGAGCAAGAGUCUUGUUGAUCUGUGUGACGGGGCUGGAAGGACUGUGAUUGAGCAUGAGCAGGGGCAUUGGAUUCCCCAAAGUGAGAACAUGAGCCGGAAGGUAGCGAGUGCCAUCUUCGGGAGUCUUUUGUGA